UCCACACUGUCCUAGCCCUGUCGUUCCUCGGCGCCUGUCCCGCACCGAUCGCUGCCCCUCCGCCGCUCUGUCCAUGCGCCCGGGGCGGCGCCGUGUGCUGCGGCACAGCCUACCUCCCAGUCAGCCGGCCGGCCGACCGUCAGCGGCCGUCCGCCCAUCGGACUUGGACGGGGCCUGACGAGGAAACUCCGGUCAUCGCGCACCGCCAGGUGUUCCAGGAUGUUUACUGGAAAUAUCGAUGCAUUUCGCUGAAAAUUAUAUCCACUCUGAAUUACAGAAACAAUUAACAUGAUGUCAGACUGCAUCGCCUUCUUGAUAAAGCCGGACGUUGAAUUAUUGGCAUGUCCGGUAACAACGCGCUGGCUUGCGAGGCAAAAUUGAUGCAAGGAUUGCAGUGAAUGGUAACAGUCAUACAGUCUGACAGAAUGAGUGAAUGAGAAAAAAGCGAUAUGGUCCAGAUUCCAGAAAAUUUGUGUUAUUUACGGACUUGAUUCUUAUUCAAUUCAUAACAUUUUCCUAGUUAAUGUAACCACUGAAUGAUUCUAAGACGUUGAGUUUCAUUGGUGAAUAAUAAUUCUAUGGAGGCAAGCAUAUUUUUUUAACACUUACUUUGGUAGGCACUACCGUACGAACAAAUUUUACGUGAAGCUCGAAGCAACUGAAGGCAAGAGCGGCAAAAGCCGAACUACUGAACACGUUUUUUGGUCAAUGCUGGGGCGCACGGCACUCGCUGGCCGUGCUCGGCUGUCUCGGCUUCUUCGUCUCCUUCUCCCUGCGCGUCAACAUGUCGAUGGCCAUAGUGGCGAUGGUGAACCACACGGCGCUGGCCGAGCUGUCGCACCAGCACCCGGGCGGGCCCAACGCCUCGGCGCCGCCGCCAGACGUGGACAUCUGCCACCAGGGCAAGGCGGCGCCCAAAGAGGAGGUCGUCAUCACUGAGGACGGGCCGUUUGUGUGGACCGAGAUGAUGCAGGGUGUCAUCCUGAGCUCCUACUUUGUCGGCUACACGGUGUCGCAGAUCCCGGGCGGCCGGCUGGCCGAGCGGGUGGGCGCCGCGCGCACCUUCGGCGGUGGCAUCUUCCUGACGGCGCUGCUUAACCUGCUGACGCCCGUCUGCACCCACUGGAGGGUCGAGGCGCUCAUCUUCAUCCGCGCCCUGCAGGGUGUGGCCAGCGGAGUGACGUGCCCGGCCAUCCACUUCAUGCUGUCCCGCUGGGUGCCACCCCCAGAGAGAAGUCGAAUCAGCACCUUCGUGUAUAUUGGCAAGCAGCUGGGCACGGCGAUGACGAUUCUGGCGUCGGGUCCGCUGGCCGGCUGGCGCUGGGCCGGCGGAUGGCAGUCCAUCUUCUACGUGACGGGCGGCGUGGGCGUGCUGUGGUACAUGUGCUGGCUGUUCCUCAUCUACGACACGCCGGCGCAGCACCCGCGCAUCUCGGCCAGGGAGCGACUCUACAUCGACACCUACUUCAAGCCGCACGCCGUGCCCGCCGACUCGGAGAAGCCGGUGGGUUUCCCGUGGAAACAGGCGCUGAUGUCGCGACCUCUCUACGCUCUGAUUGUGGUGCACUUCUGCCAAAACUGGGGCGACUACAUGAUCAUGACGGAGCUGCCCACGUACAUACGAACCGUGCUGCACUACCCGCUCAGCAUGAACGCGUUCUACUCGGCGAUCCCGCAGCUGGUGAAGGUGGUGUUUGCGCUCACCGUGUCGUUCAUGUCCGACGGCCUGGUCAACAGCGGACUGGGCCUAUCGGCCAACAGGAAACUGUGGAACUCAGUCGGCAUGUAUAUCCCGGCGCUUAUGAUGGUCGGUGUUUCGUACACCGGAUGUCACGACAUAGCCGUUAUCUCCUUGAUGGUCGGCACUGUCGGAUUCAACGGAGCCAUCUUCUCAGGAUACAACAUUAACCACAUGGACCUGGCUCCGAAUUUUGCCGGCACACUGAUGGGCCUGACCAACUGCGUGGCCACGCUGGCCGGCGUCCUGGCGCCGUUCGCCACCGGCUACGUCAUCAACGGACACCCCACUCUAGAGAACUGGCGCACAGUGUUCAUGACUGCCGCCGGGUUCUUCGUGUUCGGGAACACGGUGUUCUGCGUGUUCGGCACCGCCAAGCAGCAGAAGUGGAACGAGCCUCUCGCUAUGUACGAGAACAAUUUGGGCCUUGCCUACUCCGAGGCGGGCGCUGCGGAAAAGGGACAAGGCAAAAAGGACGCCGGCAUGACUGGCGACGGUGCCAAAAAGGACGGCUGGCCACUAAAGAAGGCCGUGUUGUGAUCACCUGCUGCGGCGAACAGCUCAGUUAAAGAACGAUCUAAUGAGUAAAAUAUUAGAGUAUCGUGUCGACCAUUAUUUUCAUGAGCAUUGCUCAACUGCUGCACUGAAACUCCAUGACAGCAUCUGACGUCAGACGGAGUCCAGCGCUUUCAUGAAUCGUGCGGCGACUGUUCGGGGGGCAUUAUCGAUGGAUGUUCUGGACGUGACUCGUGUGCCGAUAGUCGGCCGUGUUCAGAGCUCUGAUCAGCAUCGGACAUUGCUCAUUGAUGAGAACGGCGUGCCGAUAUGAGUGAAGACGUGCGUUUGACGUUCGCAGUGUCUUAGGGAGCCUGUGUGCUUGCACCAAGACACUGUUCUUGACCUUUGUUGAUGAGUGUUGAGUUGUUCAGUAUUUAAAGUAUUGAUGGUGAAAUGCCAUUCGUGUAUUUAUUACAUUUCACCUGAUGAAUGUCAACUCAGGGUAUGCAACUAUUUACUCAUUGGGGCUGUGCUGUCAUGUGACGAGAAAUCGAGCAUUGCCAGUAGGUUUAUUUAGAAGAGCGACCAUCCAGGAUGUGUGCACAAUUGGGGGGUUUUGCAUAUGGACUAACAACUAACUGAUCCGUACAGACUAGUUAUUUAUUCCAAAUGUUGCGGAGAGAGCAGGCUAGAUGCUGUAUCGCAUUUGGUGCAAUGGAGAGAUGAGACCAUGAUGUGUUCAGACAUCGAUGAGUGUAAUAAACGAGAUUCGUUUU
Messenger RNA from Amphibalanus amphitrite, 3012 nucleotides. RefSeq names its product putative inorganic phosphate cotransporter. The transcript has 10 exons. Lineage: Eukaryota; Metazoa; Arthropoda; Thecostraca; Balanomorpha; Balanidae. Gene Ontology annotation, biological process: monoatomic anion transport; transmembrane transport. The coding region runs from base 785 to 2278 and encodes 497 amino acids. Gene Ontology annotation, molecular function: transmembrane transporter activity. The record is from RefSeq and is a predicted model, not a curated record.